Xenopus laevis (African clawed frog) is the source of this 1564-nucleotide messenger RNA. Its product is annotated as spore wall protein 2-like. The coding region runs from base 35 to 1564 and encodes 509 amino acids. The record is from RefSeq and is a predicted model, not a curated record. The transcript has 3 exons. NCBI's taxonomy places the organism in Eukaryota, Metazoa, Chordata, Amphibia, Anura, Pipidae.
AGGUGUUUUGGGUCCCUCUGAUCAUCAAAUCGCCAUGAAGAUUGAAGUUGUGGCCGUGUUGCUGUUGGUUGUGACCAUCAGUGCAGAAGUCUCCAAUGAUGAAAACAAAGAGAAGAAAGGGCAGUGCCCAAUGGAUUAUAUAAGGACCCACCCAGAAACCAUGGAAAAGGUCAAAAAUCAUUUCAUGAAACAUGGUCACAAAUGCGAAUCUGGUGAAGGUGGAGAAGGGUGCUCUCAGAAAGGGAACCAUGGGCAAAAAGGGGAACAUGGACAAAAAGGAGAACAUGGUCAUAAAGGGGAACAUGGACAAAAAGGGGACCACGGCCCACAAGGGAAGCAUGAUCCAAAAGGUCAUUCAAAGCAAUUUCCCAACUUCAGCCGUCUGGCAAGCUGUGCCAAAGAUGAUGAAUGCACCAACAACACAAUCUGCUGUGAAACACCAUGUGGAAUGAAGUGUGUGAAAGCAGUUGUAUCUGAAAAAGACCUGAAGUGGCUUCAACAUCAAGAUAAAGAAUCCAAACGCAAUAAACGUGAAGCUGAGGAAGAAACGAAAGAUGUAAAGGCAGAGGAAGGACAAGUAAAUGAGAAGGGAGAUGUGCAAGCCAAAGAGAACGACAAGGGGUCAGAUUCUGAGUCUAAGACUGAAGAGCAUGGAAAGGGCACUGGGAAAGGGAAAAAGCACGGAAAAGGAAAAAAACACAGGAAAGGAAAAGGGGAGGAUGAAGAGAAUGAGAAUGAAGAACAGGAUGAAGGAGAAGGGAAGAAACAUAGGAAAGGUAAAAAACAUGGGAAGGGACAUGGGGAAGGUGAAGAGAAUAAGAAUGGAGAGCAGGGAGAAGAAGGGAAGAAACACAGUAAAGGUAAAAAACAGAGGAAAGAAAAAGGGGAGGAUGAAGAGAACGAGAAUGAAAAACAGGUUGAAGGAGAAGAGAAGAAACAUAGGAAAGGUAAAAAACAUGGGAAGGGACAUGGAGAAGGUGAAGAGAAUAAGAAUGGAGAGCAGGGAGAAGAAGAGAAGAAACACGGUAAAGGUAAAAAACAGAGGAAAGGAAAAGGGGAGGAUGAAGAGAAUGAAGAAAAGGUUGAAGGAGAAGGGAAGAAACAUAGGAAAGGUAAAAAACAUGGGAAGGGACAUGGAGAAGAUGAAGAAAAUAAGAAUGGAGAGCAGGUAGAAGAAGGGAAAAAACACGGUAAAGGUAAAAAACACAGGAAAGGACAUGGGGAAGGUGAAGAGAAAGGGCAUGAAGAGCAGGGAGAAGGAGAAGAGAAGAAACAUAGGAAAGGUAAAAAACACAGGAAAGGGAAUGGGGAAGGUGAAGAGAAUGGGAAUGAAGAGCAGGGAGAAAGACAAGGGAAGAAACAUGGGAAAGGUAAAAAACAUGGGAAGGAAAAUGGGAAAGGAGAAGAGCGAGGGAAGGAACACAAGGAAGACGCAACACCUACUAGAGGAGAAGAACAAGUAAGGCAAAAAAGAUCCCAUGGAAAACCUCCAGGACAUAAAAAAGGGAAUCACCAAGGAGUGAACGAUCACACAGGGAAAGGGAAUCACACAGAAAAUAACUAA